This is a messenger RNA of Schizosaccharomyces cryophilus OY26, 1341 nucleotides long. Its product is annotated as translation initiation factor eIF2B beta subunit. Gene Ontology annotation, cellular component: eukaryotic translation initiation factor 2B complex. Gene Ontology annotation, molecular function: translation initiation factor activity; guanyl-nucleotide exchange factor activity. The coding region runs from base 15 to 1214 and encodes 399 amino acids. Gene Ontology annotation, biological process: translational initiation. The transcript has 4 exons. The record is from RefSeq and is a predicted model, not a curated record. Lineage: Eukaryota; Fungi; Ascomycota; Schizosaccharomycetes; Schizosaccharomycetales; Schizosaccharomycetaceae.
CUUUUACCAAUUUCAUGAAAAUGACUGCAAAAGAUAUAGAACAUACGUAUCCGGCGGUCAGCAAUUUAAUUGCAAGAUUGAAGUCGAGGAAGGUCCAUAAACCUUUUCCAGUCGCUGUUGAGACGGCUCUUGUAAUGCGACAAGUCAUUUCUCAAACGCGAUGGUCUACAGUAGAUCAGCUUUUGGAUACAAUUCGAGCAGUAGGAUCUUCUCUUGUGAAAGCUCAGCCUAGUGAAUUUUCUUGCGGAAACAUCAUUCGUAGAAUCUUACGAAUGAUCCGUGAAGAAUACCAAGACUUGCUAAAUUCAGUGGAAGAAGAAACUGUUAAUAAAGGAAAAGGCAAAGAUUCCUCUACUACUUCAUCGGUCUCUUCUCCAAGUAGUGGUUUGUCGUCGAAUGACCACCUGGCAGAACGAAACGAGCCCAUUUCUUUUCAAAUGUACUCUUCAAUGCUAAACUUAUUGGGAAGACCAGUUCCUGAAGCUUCUUCUCAACAUAAAAAUCUCGGUGACAGCAGAGUUACUGGCGGGAUGGAUAUGCGUGCUGUGCUGAUAGCAGGAAUUCAAGAAAUAAUUGAUGAAUUAGAUAAAAUUAACACGGAUAUUGAGGUUCAAUCCAUGGAUCAUUUGCAUUCCAAUGAAAUUAUCUUAACUCAGGGAUGCUCCAAAACUGUUGAAGCAUUCUUGCGCUUUGCCGCAAAGAAGAGAAAGUUUUCUGUUGUCGUGGCAGAAGGAUUUCCUAACAUGCAGGAUGGAGCCCAUGCUAUGGCGAAGCGUCUUGCAAAUGCUGGAAUUGAUACAACUGUCAUUUCAGAUGCUGCCAUAUUCGCCAUCAUGUCACGGGUGAAUAAAGUAAUUCUUGGCACACACGCAAUUCUCGGUAAUGGUGGGUUAGUAACUUAUAGCGGUGCUCAUCUCGUCGCCCAAGCUGCUAGGCAUCAUGCCACCCCUGUCGUUGUUUGCUCCGGUAUAUACAAAUUGAGUCCUGUUUAUCCUUAUGAUCUUGAGUCUAUUAUCCAACUUACUUCUCCAGGAAAUAUUAUAUCAUUCAAAAAUGGUGAUUUAAUAAACGAAGCUGAACUACUGAACCCUUAUUAUGACUAUAUCCCACCAGAUCUUGUCGAUCUUUUUAUCACCAAUUUGGGAGGAUAUCCUCCUUCGUAUUUGUACCGUAUCAUGAACGAUACUUACGACGCAAACGACACUAUUCUUUAAAAAAUAAUUUUUUGUUUUGUUUAUUUAGGUCGAGUGUAUUAUAAAAGGGAAUCUAUGAAAAUUUAUUUCUGUUCAGUAGACAUUGACACUCAGUCACUAAGUAAUUUUCUUCAUUCUUAUACAGUUA